CUCAGGGGCGGGCGGGAAGCGGCGCCGCGCCGGGCCCAGCCGUUCCGCGCUCGGCCGCGCUGUACCGUGCGGCUGCGCUCGGCGCGUCCUUCCGGGCGGGAGCACCGCCCCGGGCGGGCCGUGGCUCGCAGCCGCUGGCGGGGCAGGCGAGGGGCGAUGUCGGAGCCGGUGCGCAGCACGUCGGGGUCGCUGCCCCUCAGCCGCCUGGCCGAGCCGCUUCUCCGCAGGCUCAGCGAGCUGCUGGACCGGGCAGCGCCCGGCAAGGGCUGGCGGGACCUGGCGCAGCGAGCGGGGAGCCGCGGCAGGGUCCGGCUGAGCCCUCUGGAUUUAGAGCAGUGUUCCCUCAAAGUGCUGGAGCCAGAAGGAAGUCCCAGCUGGAGCCUCCUGAAACUGCUGGGAGAUCGGGGUUGCACUGUGGUGGAGCUUGUGGAGUUCUUGCAGGCCCUGGAGCAUACAGAGGCCCUCCAGUGUCUCAGCCAUUCAGGUAUAAAGAUUGUUGUACAGCCAGACUCUCAAGCCGUGCAUUCUGGUCAGGUCGUCAAGCUGUGCUGUUGGGCAACAGGACACCCAUUCGUGCAUUACCAGUGGUUCAAACAGGAAAAAGAGGUUCCCCAUGGUAAUUCUCCAGAGCUCAUUUUGAAUCCAGUGAAUGUAAAUGAUUCUGGCUUUUACAUCUGUCGAGUGAACAGUGAGUCUUCCUUUGCGUUCAGUCGGUGGGCACGACUUGAAGUUUGUGAUCUCCAGGGUACAUCUCAUGGGAGCUUAAUUAGUUUGCCUGAAAAAAAGUUGCGUAUUUGUAUUCAGCCUCAGUCACAAAACCUGACCGUGGGGGAUGCUUUGGUAUUGGAAUGUGGAGCUGUUGGAAACCCAAUUCCUCAUUACCGGUGGUUCAGAAAUGGAUUUCCCUUGGCAAAUGGGAGCAAAAAUGUCUACAUGGUCACUUAUGUGGAUGUGGAACAUCAAGGGACAUAUUGGUGUCAUGUAUUCAAUGACCGGGAAGAUCAAGACAGCAAGAAGAUAGAAGUCAUUGUAGGAAAGAAAGCUAUGGCAGUGGAGUGCACAGAAGAAGACCUAAGUGAUCUUCAAAAAUCAGCAGACCUACAAGAACAAUCAAAUCACAGACCUGUUGCAACAGACAAGGUAGCUCUCUUAAUAGGAAACAUGAGCUACUGGAAUCACCCUCAGCUCAAGGCUCCAAUGGUAGAUGUCUAUGAAUUGACCAAUUUGCUAAGACAGCUGGAUUUCAAAGUUGUUUCUUUGCUGGAUCUUACUGAGUCUGAGAUGCGAAAUGCAGUGGAUGAAUUUUUACUUCUCCUGGACAAAGGAGUGUAUGGUUUGUUGUACUAUGCUGGACAUGGCUACGAAAACUAUGGAAACAGUUUCAUGGUUCCUAUUGAUGCUCCAAAUCCCUACCGAUCUGCAAACUGUCUGUGUGUGCAGAACAUCCUCAAACUAAUGCAGGAAAAAGAGACGGGACUUAACGUAUUCCUACUGGAUAUGUGUCGGAAAAGAAAUGAAUAUGAUGACACAAUUCUUAUUUUAGAUGCCCUGAAGGUUACGGCCAACAUUGUUUUUGGAUAUGCAACGUGCCAAGGAGCAGAAGCUUUUGAAAUUCAGCAGUCAGGGUUGGCCAAUGGAAUCUUCAUGAAGUUCUUGAAGGACCGUUUGUUAGAAGACAAGAAGAUUACUGUACUGCUUGAUGAGGUUGCAGAAGAUAUGGGCAAGUGUCACCUUACCAAAGGCAAGCAAGCUUUGGAGAUCCGCAGCAGUUUGUCUGAGAAGAGGGCGUUAACUGAUCCCAUACAACAAACUGUAUCUUCUGCAGAGUCUCUGGCACGGAACCUACAGUGGGCCAAAGCUCAUGAACUUCCAGAAAGUAUGUAUCUUGAAUUCAAAUGUGGUGUUCAGAUUCAGUUGGGGUUUGCAGCCGAGUUUUCCAAUGUCAUGAUAAUCUACACGCGGAUAGUAAAGAAGCCACCUGAAAUAGUAGUUUGCAGAGCCUACGUUACAGACUUCGCACUCGACCUGGAUGUGGAUCCUAAAGAGGCCAAUAAAGGAACUCCUGAGGAAACCGGAAGCUAUUUAGUAUCAAAGGACCUUCCCAAACACUGCCUCUAUACUAGGCUAAGUUCACUGCAAAAACUAAGGGAACACUUGAUCUUCACUGUUUGCUUGCACUAUGAGUAUCCGGGAAUAGAAGAUACAAUGGAUGAAAGAAAGGAAGUUAAUGUUGGGAAGCCCCUUAUUGCUAAAUUAGGCCUUCAUCAUGGAUUCAGAAAUAAUAAUUGUCUCCAGACCUGUUGCAUGGCUAAUAAUCAUUUUCAUAAUCAAAUAGAGUCAAGUCCAGCAGCAACUAAAUACUACGUCCCUGGUCAUUGCCAACCAAGUUCCUGUCCAGGCAUUUAUCAUCCAAACCGUAUUUGCUCAGACAGCAUCAGACAACCAGAGGCAUGUUCUUGCAAUGGGACUUCAAGGAUAUUAGCUUCAAGACAUGAAGUACAGAAUUACCCACCACCUGUGGAAAAAAGUAAUGUACCAGUAGAGACCACUGAUGAUACUGUUGAACUGGAAUUCCUUCUCUCUGACAACCUCAGAUUCUCUAAACAGCAGUAGCUGUGUUUUGUUCAGAAUAGACCACUGUAUCGCCCUUGAAUAGGAGACCUCCCACACUGCUUAUCUGUCUCCUGGAGUUUGGGGGCUUCAGGACCAAGGGGAUUGGAAGUCUAGAAGUGCUACUGGAAAUAAGGUCAUGAAAAAAUUUCAGAACCAAAGCGACGAAACUGGACUGAUAGAUUCAGGAAUGAAAAAGGCAUGGUUUUUAUUUUUUUCUCCUACCAUUUGACCUUUGAUACAGGGGAAAACCUGAACUCCUCAGUUUCCUAUUCCAUUCUCUGGCAGUCAAGCAGCUAACAGAGCAGUCUUGCAUUUCUGGGAGGAAGAUGCCUAUCUCUGUUAGGGGAUGAAAGCCUGGCUGUGGUGACAAAGCUUCUCUUGAGAUAGUGAAGCCCUGGAUCUUCCCAGCUGCUUCUGCAGCACCAACUGGAGUUAUAAAAUUUACUCUAAAAUUAUGUUUCCUAAAUCUUCUGUUUUCAGAGAGGAAUUGCUCAUCCUAUACAAAAACAAGAAAAACAUGAAUCACUGUCAGAGGAAAAAGUGUUCAGAAAAUUAAGCGGAAAAUGAAUUUCCAUAUCCUCUAUGAUUUAACAUGAUUUUAAAAAAUCCAUUGGCCCCACAAUUAUAAUUAUACCUUUCUCUUCCAUUUUUCAGUUCCCAUUGUUCAAUAUCCAGGGAUUUCUUUUUACAUACUGCAUUAAAAUAAGGUUUGUGUUCAUAUAUGUUGUAAGUUUCCUGUUGAGUAUAUAAGAUGACACAUAACAUAAAUGAACUGAGCCAAGAGGGAGCUUUUACAGAAGUGAAGUUACCAUGUUUUAAUAUUCCAGUGUUACAAAUAUGUCUCCUUCAAGCCUCAGUUUCUUUCCUUCCUUGUAUGUAUGGAUCAGUGACUGACAUUCCAGUUCCUUGGAUGUAGCUAAUGAUAAGCUUUGACUGCUUUCUCCUCUCCCAUGGUCAGAUGUCCAGUGAUGAAUGGGUAAAGAGCAGCGCAAGGAAAACAAAGCCUGAACUGAGCUAGUAAACUAGCAUUACCACUGUUUUUUGUUAGGAGAACUAGAUUGCAAGAUCCCCUGUCGGAGGGAUUAAAGUCACAGAUUCAUACUGUGGUGGAUUGCUCUUAUGAUAAUCUUUCUCUUAAAGACUUAGACUUUUAUUGGUUUGAUUUCUGGAAGGGUGGUCUUUCCAUGUUCUGCAAGAACACUAAAUGGAGAUGUGUGGAAAAAGUGCCUGUUCAUAGCAAGCAAAGUAUCAUAUAGUUAGGCACACAAUAAGACAUGCUGAAGGCUAAAAAUGAACAGGCAAGAUGAGUGAAAACUUCGGGGUUCUUCAGGCUGAAGUACCAGGAUGGUGUUCCUGGACACCAGCCAUUGCUUUUCUGUGGAGAUUUAAACAAACAAACCCUACUCAAUUGUUUUCCAGGCCAAGCUAAUUUAUAUUCAUUCAAAUUAAUGUGCUAACGUUCUAGCCUAAAACUGUGAAAAUCUAAGACAAAGAUUCCAGCACACAAACUUGUAAAAGUGUCCCAAGGUGAGGGACACCUCCUUCAUGUCACAACCUGACACUUUGUAUGUAGCCCUACGUGUGUGCGUUUGCUCCGGAGCUCAGAGGUAGAGUUUAUCCAUAGACUAGGUGCCAGAAGUAAGCUAGUCUCCUAGGUCCUUUAGCCUCCAAACCCCAGAAUCUCACCUUUAGAGGUGAAGGCAUAGGUACCUUCCGAAGACAGUUGAUCCUCUACUGAAAGGCAAAUGAGCUACUUUCAUACGGUGCUUUACUGCUUCAUUGACCUCAGGGAACAGAUAAAUCUAGCUUGGGUUAGCUGCCAAACCUUUUACAUGUUGCAAAAGUGUUUUGAUCUGUGUUUGAGAAAGGGCAGUUUUGCUCACCAAACUGUUUUGCAUAUUCAGGUUGAAUAGUUUGUUCAAAAAAAGACAUUUUUAAAAAAUGUUUGGUUUUGUUCCAAAAUACUGAAGAAUCUGUGACUUGCCUAUUUGUAUCUGGGGAUGAGUGUGAGAACACGGAUGUUUUACUUGGUCUUAGAAAGUCUUAAUGCUUUGAAAGCAUGAGAAUAUCGGGGUGAGAGGUAAUUAAAGUUCAAGGGAAUUCUCAGAUGUGGGUAACAGCCUUUCCUGCCCAGGUGAUACCGAUAAGCAAUUGCUUUAAUUAAGAUCCCUGUUGUGAAAAAAUUUUUUACCUCAGAAAAAUUAUCAUGGCGCUUUUCAUUAAGUAGGUAGCAAAAAAUAAUAUCUCAUUGACGUGGUGGAAAACCAGUUUAAAUCUUCAGUUGAGAUCCACCCUUCUGGUGGGAUUUGGUAGCCUUGCAGUGUGUGGGCUGGACACUGAGGGGGGUGCUGUACAUGGUCAUAACAAGUUUCAGAUGGGAACGUUAACGCAUCAUUAACUACAUAUGUUGAUCUUCAGAUUCAUCUGUGCUGAAAGGUAGAUAUCUGUAUGUGGAUUUUAAUGUAGUUAUUUCCAAAAUUACAGCCAUGCUUGAAGUAAUCUGCAAAUGAGCUUCUUGCAAAUGACUUUCUCCUUUGGAGAGUAUUAAAUAGUGAAAUAUUUAUUGACGAAUGAGAUGUACCUGUGCAUUAACUAUCGAGUAUAAUUGACUUAGAAACCAAAAAUUAUACUUUGAGAAAUGGUCUAGUACUGUAACAUUUAGCUGAUACUUUGUUGCAGGUUUUUAGUUUGUAUAAAAGCUUAUUCUGUUUCUUACCGUGUAAUAAACUGUUGUCUACAAAACAAUA
Messenger RNA from Phalacrocorax carbo (great cormorant), 5360 nucleotides. The record is from RefSeq and is a predicted model, not a curated record. Lineage: Eukaryota; Metazoa; Chordata; Aves; Suliformes; Phalacrocoracidae.